Molecule: messenger RNA, 698 nt
Organism: Aethina tumida (small hive beetle)
Lineage: Eukaryota; Metazoa; Arthropoda; Insecta; Coleoptera; Nitidulidae
Product: E3 ubiquitin-protein ligase RNF181
Exons: 3
Coding region: 123-557 (144 amino acids)
Biological process (GO): protein ubiquitination
Cellular component (GO): cytoplasm
Molecular function (GO): ubiquitin protein ligase activity
Source: RefSeq, a predicted model, not a curated record
UUUAAGAGAAACUGAGAGUUAUAAGAAAAAAAUUAAAAUAUAUUCCCCACUUUGACAGCUGUCAAAAUCGUGUAACCUAAAAUUUUGUUUGUCAUCACCCAAGUAAACACCGUAGUCCGAGAAUGGCAGACUAUUUUCAAGAGAUGAGUUGGACCCCUUUGGGUGAGGGAGAACGCCCCGACAACUAUCUGCACUUCGUCCGCCUGUUGCGCGACUUUAACAUGUUCAACGAGCUUUUGGGGGGCAAAUUGCCGCCCCCUGCGUCCAAAGAAGUGGUGGACAACUUGCCAACGCAAGAAAUUUCCGAGACAGGGACUCAGUGCCCUGUUUGCUUGAAGGAGCACGAGAAAGGCGAAGUAGCCAGGAAGAUGCCCUGCAAUCACGUUUAUCAUUCUGAGUGCAUCCUGCCUUGGCUGCAGAAAACCAAUUCCUGCCCCCUUUGUCGAUACGAGUUGAAAACAGAUGACGAGGAUUAUGAAGCUUACAGGAAGGAGAAAUUAAGGGCUAAGGAACGGGAAGCUGACAUAGAAACAUUGCACAAUUCCAUGUUUUCUUAAUACACUACAUUCCUACUUAAUUAAUAAGGUUUUGAAGUCCUAGUCUUAGGGGCAAAUAAAUAUGAAUGGUUACGAGGUUUUUUAUAUAAAUAUUAAGAUGUGGUGUUGUUAAAUAAAUUAAAUUUUUGUAAGGAGAAAGGA